Talaromyces rugulosus is the source of this 774-nucleotide messenger RNA. RefSeq lists its product as uncharacterized. NCBI's taxonomy places the organism in Eukaryota, Fungi, Ascomycota, Eurotiomycetes, Eurotiales, Trichocomaceae. The record is from RefSeq and is a predicted model, not a curated record. Bases 1 to 774 code for a protein of 257 amino acids. The transcript has 2 exons.
AUGGUUGUACCUACUACUCUCAUCUACCUCUUCAUGUUGCUACUGAACAUGACAUACGCCGCCACAACCCAUACGGCUAUGCAAACACCAUCCCCGUCAGAAGCCCCAUUGCCUCGUCAGGUUGAGACGGUUGGCGCAACGGUAACCUCAUGGAUACCAAUGUUAUCCACAUUUACCCCGGAUUCAAAUUGUCUGACGAAGGGAUUCCAUCAGAGUCAGGUUAGCACCAGUGUGAUCCUGGUUGCCUAUGGCCCUGUGGACACUUUUCUAUAUGACUCUACAUCCAUUGCGGGUUACACCGUCAACCCUCAACAAAUCAGCCAAAUUGGAGUUCUUUGCAGUUCCAUGAUACCGGCAGGGAACACCUUUGGGUUUUCCCCAGUAUCUGGCCCUCAAGUCACUGCUACAACGCUUUCGACACCAAUAUCCGUCGCCGCGGUCGCGAUCGUGGGUUGGGACACUAGCCCGGCGGCGUCGUCGACCACCCCGCCAUUAGCGACGUUAGAAGCUAGGUCAAUGGAAGUGAUAAUUGCACUAGUCGUGGGUAUCAUUGUGGCAGUUGGAAUGUUGGGGUUUGGAGGUUUCUAUCUUUGGCGGGCUUUUCAACGGCGGCGAAGGGCAUCGCGCCUUGAACGUGAAAUUGCUCGUGGCCAUGCGGGAAACGGCGGAAACGGGGGACGGGAUAUUGGCCGGGAGUAUGCCCCUCCUAAUCAAGUCUACGAGCUGGAGGGGGUAACUAGACUCCCGGUUCAUACAUCCUUCCUCGCAGUUUAG